GCUGAACACCCCCCGGUGACUGAACAUUAGUAACGUGUCAGAGUCGGCAUUGUAGUAGUCGGAUGAAAUCCGCUGCGACACCAAAACAUCUCGAAGAUUCCCUCCUUUUAAUGAAACCCUGAAGGAGGACCAAGCGUGCUCCCGUGAGGCCAGGCAACUAAAAGGAAAGGCAAGGCUUGCAUGGAAACACAUUCUGCAACAGCACCCGACGUAGAAACCGGCAGGUUCGUUCGCUCUGCUAUCGGGAGCAUGCAAGGCUUCCAUCUGGGUUGGUGGAAAACCGGACACUCAUCCAAUGAAAAUCUCAAGGAUCUUAGAGAAAAUUUGGCCAUAAAGCGAAUGAAUGAGUCUCGGGAGAGAAGACAAUGAGCCUUCUUGGUUGCACCAAGUCGGGGUUUCUAUUAUGUGUUGGAAUCUGUCUCGUCCUGUUGGCCUUAAACAACAUCACCCAACCAGAAGACGGGAGGUCCAUUCUGUCCGAGAUCAAAGAAUGCGGCUACUACCCCGGAGAACUGUGCAAAUCAUUGUUUGAAGGAAAGCCGGCUGCUCUAGUGGUGGGAAACGUAUGUCAAGAAGCUCUAUUGCCGACCAAGAAGCCAUCCCCAACCAUCCUAGAUUGUUCCACCCUGAUAGAGGAAUUACACUUUAUAACCAAACCUCUGUCCGAGGAAGAAGCCGGCUACCCUUUGGCCUUCAUAUUGACCAUACACAAAAACCUGGAGAUGUUUUUGAAACUCCUCGCCGCCAUCUACGCCCCGCAGAACAUCUACUGCAUCCACGUCGACCAAAAGUCACCCAAAGACUUAAGCCAAUCGGCGCAGAAAGUGGCGGACUGCUUUCCAAACGUUUUUAUUGCUACGAAACAGGAGACGGUGGUCUACGCCGGGAUCUCCCGCCUGCAAGCGGACCUAAACUGCAUGGAGGACUUGGUGCGUUCCCAUUCUUCGUGGAAUCACGUGAUCAAUCUUUGCGGGCAGGACUUCCCAAUCAAAACCAACAGGGAAAUCGUAGAUUAUUUAAAAAGUAAAUGGAACGGCAAGAACCUAACGCCCGGCAUGAAACAACCGUAUCAUAUUAAGUACCGAACGCAAGUUAGUUAUAAAGAGUUUGUUCACGAUGGGAAGUCCUACGUUUAUCCCACCAAAAAGGGCAAAGGGGAUCCGCCUUUUAACCUGACCCUGUAUUUCGGGACGGCGUACUACGCCCUCACCAGGGACUUUGUUCAGUUUGUGCUUUCCGACAAGCGGGCUACAGAUCUUCUUGAAUGGUCCAAGGACACGUACAGUCCGGACGAGCACUACUGGGUAACGCUCAACAGGAUUAAAGGUGCCCCCGGAUCCACCCUCCAUGCAGGAUGGGAGGGAAAUAUCCGAGCUAUAAAGUGGAGGGACCAAGAGGGGAUAAAUCACUCGGGAUGUACCGGCCAUUACGUCCGCGACAUCUGCGUCUACGGUCUUGGGGACCUGCAAUGGUUGGCCGACUCCCCGCAUUUAUACGCCAACAAAUUCGACCCGCUUCGAUACCCGCUCGUCACCGACUGCUUGGAAAGGCAGCACCGGCGCAGAGUCCUGAGAGGAGCCGAGGUUCCCAUAGAAGAAGACUGGCAUCUUCCGGACGAGUACGGCUUAUCGACGCAUCUGUGACACGCCGACCGACAUUUGCAUGGAGCGGCCGGAGAGCCGGGAGAUGGAUUUGACUAAAGGGACAUCAUG
Rana temporaria (common frog) is the source of this 1712-nucleotide messenger RNA. RefSeq names its product beta-1,3-galactosyl-O-glycosyl-glycoprotein beta-1,6-N-acetylglucosaminyltransferase 7-like. The transcript is spliced from 4 exons. Gene Ontology annotation, cellular component: membrane. Lineage: Eukaryota; Metazoa; Chordata; Amphibia; Anura; Ranidae. The record is from RefSeq and is a predicted model, not a curated record. Gene Ontology annotation, molecular function: acetylglucosaminyltransferase activity. The coding region runs from base 366 to 1643 and encodes 425 amino acids.